UUGGCUCCGCACAGGCAGCCAGGCGGCGCUCCUGCCGGCUCAGGGCGCGCCGCUAGCCCGGCCCAGCGCCCAGCCCGGCGGGCGAGCCGGCGCAGGGGCAGGAGGAGGGGAGCCGCACGCCGGGAGGGAAGCCGGGGCGCGGCGAGGAGGUGGCGGGAGGAGGAGACAGCGCGGAAAGGUGCCACAUAAAGGAGGGCGCUCCUCCGCGCUGGAGGCAUCAUGGCCGCUAAGUCAGACGGGAGGCUGAAGAUGAAGAAGGGCAGCGACGUGGCGUUCACCCCACUGCAGAACUCGGACCACUCGGGCUCGGUGCAGGGACUGGCGCCCGGCCUGCCGUCGGGGUCGGGGGCCGAGGACGAGGAGGCGGCCGGGGGCGCCUGCUGCCCGGACGGCUCGCGCUGCUGCUGCUGCUGCUGCUGCGCCGGGAGCGGCGGCUCGGGCGGCGGCUCCGGGGGCUCGGGCGGCCCGGGCGGCGUCUCCGGGCCGGGCUCGGCGGCGCUGUGCCUGCGCCUGGGCCCGGAACAGCGGCGCUACUCGCUGUGGGACUGCCUCUGGAUCCUGGCGGCCGUGGCCGUGUACUUCGCGGACGUGGGCACUGACAUCUGGCUCGCCGUGGACUACUACUUGCGCGGCCAGCGCUGGUGGUUCGGGCUCACGCUCUUCUUCGUGGUGCUGGGCUCGCUCUCGGUGCAGGUGUUCAGCUUCCGCUGGUUCGUGCACGAUUUCAGCACCGAGGACAGCGCCACGGCCGCCGCCGGCUGCGCGCAGCCCGGGGCCGAGGGCAAGACCGCGGUGGGCGGCGGGGCCGCGGCCGCGGAAGGCGAGGCUCGCCCCUCCACGCCGCAGAGGCAGGCGUCCAGCGCCGGCAAGGGCCACGUCGCCGCCACCAACAGCGGCAGCAACAGCAGCGGGGCCGCCCGGGCCGGCGGCAAACCCAGGUCUGCGUCCUGUUCCUUCUGCAUCUGGCUCCUGCAGUCACUCACCCACAUCUUGCAGCUUGGGCAGUUCUGGAGGUAUUUCCACACGAUAUACCUAGGUAUUCGAAGUCGGCAGAGCGGGGAGAACGACCGGUGGAGGUUCUACUGGAAGAUGGUGUAUGAGUACGCAGACGUGAGCAUGCUGCACCUACUGGCCACCUUCUUGGAGAGCGCCCCCCAGCUGGUGCUGCAGCUCUGCAUUAUCGUGCAGACGCACAGCCUGCAGGCCCUGCAAGGUAAGGGCUCCAGUUCGCUCCCUGCACCUGGGGAAGGACUGUCUGGCUCCUUUGUCACAACCCAAGGACCGUUCCAAUAGCCUUUGUUGACGCCGGUCACGGUGCUCCUGGUUAAUGUUGGCUGCUUGACACCUGCAUUUGUGAACGAGGCUUAUUUUCUUCCUCGCCUUCACUUAUCAUGGGUAAUUUACGGAAAGACAAUUCUGUUUUGCUCUCGAGCUGCCCUCUGAGUAGGAAAAAAAUCCUUAUGAUUUUACACUUGGUCAAUAUGAGAACAGAAUCAACUGAAGUUUUCUGGUUUGUAUGAUAAUUUCCAAACAUUUCAAGAAAGACUUAUGGUCUUCUCUCUCUUGAAUGUUUUAUGUAUAUUAGAUAUUAUGUACAUCAUAUAUGUAAAUUUUUAUAUAUAUUUGAAUAUGAGGGUAAUCUCUACCAUUUCCUUUUGACAUUAAGAGACAAAGGGAGAGAGAGAUUAAAAAGAAAUGAUAAAAAUUACCUUAAUAUUUUUAAAAACAAGGUCACAUGGGAAAAUGUCAAUAUUAAACAAUGUAUUGUUUGUGUAGUACAAAGUUUUAUGAAACAAAUAUUACCGUCAGAUUAAUAUUUUUGUGUUUUACUAUCUUGUUGGAUCACCUUGUCAGUAAGAUGAUUCAAUUAAUAACAGAUCUGCCCUGCCAUUUCCUUAGGGCCUGCUGCUCCAAUCUUUUCAGAAGCAAGAAGAUUAGACAGGCCAGUGGGUAGACAGGUGAAUAUAUGUGGAGGAUGAUGGAUACGUAGCCAUGUUCUAAAUAGUUUCCUGGUAAUAUGUCCAUCCUGUAAUUGAUAGAUAUUAAACAGAUAACAUUC
Bubalus bubalis (water buffalo) is the source of this 2059-nucleotide messenger RNA. RefSeq names its product XK-related protein 4. NCBI's taxonomy places the organism in Eukaryota, Metazoa, Chordata, Mammalia, Artiodactyla, Bovidae. Gene Ontology annotation, biological process: apoptotic process involved in development; engulfment of apoptotic cell; phosphatidylserine exposure on apoptotic cell surface. The transcript is spliced from 2 exons. Bases 220 to 1293 code for a protein of 357 amino acids. Gene Ontology annotation, cellular component: plasma membrane. The record is from RefSeq and is a predicted model, not a curated record.